GACUCCCGAGUCUGUCUCCCGAGUCUAUUCUCGCGGGAACGCGAGUCCGUUCUCGCCGUCUUAGGUAUUGAGAAACGGCCUGCUUCAUUAUCGAUUGGCCGAUUGACAGAAUCAGACCACUUUGAUCCACGCAGUGCGCGUGCGUGACCCGUCCUACGGGUGCCCGUGCGGUCUUGAGCCAAAUCCGCACGGGAAAUAUCACCGACAACAACUUUUGGACUCUCCUCCGAACAGGGUGACCGUAAAGUACGGAAGCACUGCUAUGAGCGCGUCUACGGUGAAUAUUUGGGCAGCAAAACAAUGCUGUUCAGCAAGAGAAGCAUAACGCGGGAUGUUUCUCUUAGCAGCGGACGCUAACCGCGGAAAAAAAAUCAAAAUUUUUGACUGUUAGCUGCUCUUGUGUAGCAAAUUAGCUCGAACCGACCCUUGAGUCGGUCAACCGGCACGUCAGCUUUAUCCCGUGUUAACGUCACCGUGCACGGCUAAUGACAAAGUACAGUAUUAUGAUUAAAACCAGCACGUAGCCUGUUGGGUGUGUGCGCUUUACCGCUUCUCUUUUUGGUUAUACAGACAAGACGUAAGUACUUAUUCAAAAGUAAAAGUAUAAAUUACAUCUUUUGGGCAGAACUUUGUAAAAUAAUUGCGGUGUGUUGUUUCCUCUAAAAUCCCCAAUUUAUACUCCAUCAGUUAAGUAUCAGUAGAAACUUUUAAGAACAUAACGUUACAUGGACUGUUUCAUACAGCUAUAGUGCACUCUAAGUUAAGGGGACUUAUACUAGAGGUUGUUCUCUUAAUUAUGUUGCUCUUCUUUCAUACCGAUUAAAUGAGCAUUGUUGAAAGGAUCUUGGAUUUUUAAGUUUCCCAUUGCCAAACGUGGCAUCUGCGGUGCAAAGGUUACACUGCGGCCUCCGCACGACCACAACAAGCCAGCCGAUGCAGAUAAGCUAUUGGGUCAGGACAUCCAUUCAGCAUGUGAACACGGGCCCAGUGUGAGCUGACCAUGGAGGCUGUGGCACUGAUUUGAGGAACAGUAGAAGACACGUCUCUACAAUGGGGAGUCAGAGGCACAGUUCCAAGAAGGAAUGCUUCAUUUUGUCAGUGGAUGUUGGAACCACAUCCAUCAGAUGUCACGUCUAUGACAAGGAGGCAAACGUGCGAGGAGCGUGCACCACCGAGGUUGUUCCUUUGUAUCCAGAAACCGGAUAUGUGGAGAUGGAUCCAGAUGCAAUUUGGAAAGGGUUUAUCACUGUGGUUAAAGGAGCUGUGCAAGAUGCAGGAGUACAAAUGCGUCAGAUAGAGGCCAUGGGCAUCUCCACUCAACGAGGAACAUUCACAACAUGGGACAGGACCACCGGGGUUCCUUUCCAUAACUUCAUCAGCUGGCAGGAUCAGAGGGCUGCAGACCUGGUAAAAUCCUGGAACAGCUCCUGCACAAUGAAGGCAAUCCAUGCCUCGAUGAAGGUGAUCUACUUAGUGACCAGGCAGAAGCGGGCGCUUGCAGCAAGUCUUAUCGUCUUCUCCACUCAACACGUCACCUUCCGCCUCGUCUGGGCCCUAACACACUACAAGCAGGUUCGUCAAGCAGUUGCUGAAGAUAACUGCUGCUUUGGAACAAUAGACACCUGGAUCCUGUUCAAACUCACGAAAGGUCGGGUCCAUGCCACGGACUACUCCAACGCCAGUUCAACGGGAAUCUUUGACUCUUAUCAGAUGUGCUGGAGUGGCUUUCUCAGCUUUCUUGUUUCACUGCCUCUCUCUAUUUUCCCCAAAGUAGAAAAUACAGACCAUUACUUUGGUUCCACAGACCCGUCCAUCUUCGGAGUGUCCAUUCCCAUCCUGUCAGUGAUGGCGGACCAGCAGGCGGCCAUGUUUGGAGAGUGUUGCUUUGACGUUGGUGAUGUCAAGAUCACUAUGGGAACAGGCACCUUCAUGAACAUCAACACCGGGAGCAAACCGCAUACGUCCGUAGCUGGUCUGUAUCCUGUGGUGGGCUGGAAGAUUGUCUCCGAGGUGGUGUAUCUGGCGGAAGGCAAUGCAGCAGACACUGGCACCGCGAUCAAAUGGGCUCAGGAGCUCGAGCUCUUCUCUGACGUCCAGGAGACCAGCGACAUGGCCUACAGUGUCAGCCACUCAGACGGAGUGUGUUUCGUCCCUUCCUUCAGCGGCCUGCAGGCUCCUCACAAUGAUCCCAAAGCUUGUGCCUCCCUUAUGGGCCUCAAACCUUCUACCACUAAAAGUCAUCUGGUUCGAGCCAUUCUGGAGUCCGUCGCCUUUAGGAACAAGCAGCUAUAUGAGACCAUGCUGAGAGAAACUUGCAUUCCCAUCACAAAGAUCAGGGUGGAUGGCGGUGUUUCAGCCAACGACUUCGUCAUGCAGCUGACUGCAGACCUGUUUGGAAGAAAGAUAUCAAGGCCCCAACACUACGAAACGUCAUGUUUAGGGGCUGCUUUUCUCGCUGGACUCGGAAAAGGCUUCUGGAGGACCAAGGAAGAGCUGAAAAGGCUGCAGGUCAUCGACAAAACCUACUUGCCCCAAGGAGCACCCAAGGGCGGUGCUUGCAGCCCGAAUGUGGAAUACAUCCCGGCCCUCCGUAGCUGGGAGAGAGCUCUCCGACGCUCCAUGAAUUGGUACAAGCCUUGACACCGGAUGCAGGGAGAUCCUUGGUUCAACCAGGACAUGAGCAUUAAUGUGAAAAGCAGACACAAACGACCUCAGUUUUAAGUUAUAACAACCUUCAGCUGUCUCUAUUAACUCAUUUAAGGGCACGUCUUAAAUGGUACCACAAUGGUUUGUUGAUGGUGGCUUGUUAUUCGUCCUCACUAGUUUUUACAGCACUGAAUUGUUGUCGACAUACAAACUACCUUUUACUUGAUUUCUUUAUGGAACAACAUCAUCAUCCUUCUUUCUUUCCACACCUCAAGCCACUGGUGCCUGGUGUUUUAUCUAGAUGGGUUAAUCGUUGUACAUGUUCCCACGUGGGGGCGCUAACGAUUGACUUUUCACCUGUAUGAACGGCCAUAGCGACAGCACUGUGAGGGAAGAGACACAUUUGAAAAAGCGUAUUUUUCCUUUUAUCAUAGUUUUUUCUUGAUUUUAACAGUGAUUUUUCCAGGAAAUGUUGCUCCUCUAGAGAAAACAGACGUGUAGCUUUUUGGAAAGCUGGAGCAGUGUCAUUUUAAAUACUAAAUACUAUAAUGAAAUGGGAUUAUACUGUGGGGAAAGACUGAUUCCCUAUUAGGAUGUGUUUUUCUUUCUGGGAAUCCUACUGGAUUUUUGUAUUUCAGAACUUCUCUUUACCGCUUACCUCACGUCUGCAUUGGAAAUAAACCAGAGAUAGUGUCUUUGUUUGUGUAUUGACUGUGAGGGUGAUUUGUUACGGUACGAUUUGAAGCUUUUCUGUUAUCACUGUCAUAUAGUUUGACUCCGCUUAAUUAAUUAAUUACAUGUUUCUAUUACUGUUUGAAAAAUUAUACUUGACACCGGUGUGAAAUCAUUGAACCGGACAUUUUUUAAAUGCUUACAAGCAUGGAGCUGAGUUGAAACACAUACGAGUCAUGAUUCAAGGGUACUCCAAGGAUUCUUCCUUUGGCAUCACAAUCUGUCCCCCCUCCUUCCGAGGAGCGGUUGCUGAAUCAGCAUCCAAUGGUCACUUCGACACCACAGAGAGAAGGAGCAUUGCUGUCCAUGUUAUGAGGAGAUGAAAAAAGAACACUGAGUUGACUUGAUCCAUUGGUCACCUCCACACUAGGGGGAAGAUCGCAUUGUCAUUCAUGAUGAGAAAGAUGGAUAACCCAAGUCCCACUUCGAGAGGUCACAGACCUUCUGUCCACUCACUCUGAACCUUAUUUCAAGGUUCUGUUUUUUUAGAACAAAUUGAUCAGGGAUAUAAUUAUUUACUGGACUGUCAUGAAACAGAAAAGGGUACAUUAAUGUUUCUUGUCAAUAUAUGUUUUGUUACAAUUAUUUCCGUUUAUAGUUUAUUGUAAUGAAAUUGUUCCAUUGUGUACUCACCCAUGUUUAUGUCAUAUGAUAAUGUUUUUACUCAAGUCUUGACAUGACCUGGUGAACUCUGAUGGCAAUGUUAAAAAUUCCAAUGGCAUAAUAAAAUUCUAACAAAUUAUAAA
This is a messenger RNA of Gasterosteus aculeatus aculeatus (three-spined stickleback), 4124 nucleotides long. RefSeq names its product glycerol kinase 5 (gene gk5). The record is from RefSeq and is a predicted model, not a curated record. Gene Ontology annotation, molecular function: kinase activity; phosphotransferase activity, alcohol group as acceptor. Gene Ontology annotation, cellular component: mitochondrion. Lineage: Eukaryota; Metazoa; Chordata; Actinopteri; Perciformes; Gasterosteidae. Gene Ontology annotation, biological process: glycerol-3-phosphate biosynthetic process; phosphorylation; glycerol metabolic process.